Messenger RNA from Sardina pilchardus (European sardine), 729 nucleotides. Its product is annotated as transmembrane protein 238-like. Lineage: Eukaryota; Metazoa; Chordata; Actinopteri; Clupeiformes; Clupeidae. The record is from RefSeq and is a predicted model, not a curated record. The transcript is spliced from 2 exons. Bases 90 to 545 code for a protein of 151 amino acids.
UCAAAAGACUCACGUUCUCUGCGCUGCCAGCGCCACUGCUCACUUUUCAACACACCUGUGGAGUCGCAUGCUGCCUACCUGUUGCCAAAAUGGAGAAAAACUAUGAUGGUAUCGGUCGGUGUAAAUGCGCGUUUUGGUUCGCCGUCGCCCAUGACAUAAUCGGAUUUUUAAUACUUCUGAGUGGAGUGUUUUGGGACGUUUUCUUCCACGACUUUCUUUUAUAUGCCGGUGCCGUUAUAAUCUUUCUUAGUCUCAUCUGGUGGGUGUUCUGGUACUCAGGUAACAUCGAGGUGCCACCAGAAGAGCUACAAGACGACGUUUUUCUUUACAAGAAAACCAAAGGAAUAUCUGGCGUUGUGCGUAAAGUAUCCAGUAGACUCACCAACGGCAUAAGAAACUCGCUCAGGAGGACUGGGAGGGGGAGUCCGAGACCAGGUAACGGGACAGAGGACACACCACAAGUCCCUGGCGGUAUUGACAUAAAGCCCUGUGGAAACGCACAAUCGGAACAACCUAAAUUCAACAGAGAACCUUUGUCGGUAUAAUUCGAAGAGAAUGUAGAUGAACAGUAGACGUAUCACUGCCAAUGAAGAAUUUCUUCAAAUGAUGGACCGAAUGUUCGAACACUUUUUUAUUUUUGUUAUUUACUAUUUAACAAACAAAGAUUGUCAAUAAUUUAUUACAAUUGUAUAUGGACAAACAAGUUACAAAAUAAAAUUGUAAAUAAAA